CUGCACUGCGCGCGGGCUUCCCUCGCGCACACUUGCGCGCGCUCUCUCCGUCUCCUCACAGGAGGCGCCCCUUUCCGUCCUCGCCGGAUAGCCCGUAAAUUCUAAAAAUGGCGGAAGCCCACCAAGCAGUUGCUUUUCAGUUUACUGUAACCCCAGAUGGAAUUGAUCUGCGUAUGAGCCAUGAAGCUCUCAGGCAGAUCUAUCUAUCUGGUCUCUACUCAUGGAAGAAGAAAUUCAUCAGAUUCAAGAAUGGCAUCAUCACAGGAGUCUAUCCUGCUAGUCCAUCCAGCUGGCUUAUUGUAGUAGUAGGAGUUAUGUCAACAAUGUAUGCCAAAAUAGAUCCUUCAUUGGGACUAAUAGCUAAAAUCAACCGGACCCUUGAUACGACAGGCUAUAUGUCCAACCAAACACAAGGUAUUGUCAGUGGGAUUCUUUUUGGGACGGGGCUCUGGGUGGCCCUUAUUUUCUCCAUGCGCUACACGCUAAAGAUGCUGCUUUCCUACCAUGGGUGGAUGUUUGCUGAACAUGGCAAACUUUCCACAGGAACCAAGAUAUGGAUGACACUAGUGAAGCUUUUCUCGGGUCGUAAACCAAUGCUGUACAGUUUCCAGACUUCUUUGCCACGUCUUCCUGUUCCUGCUGUUAAAGAUACCGUAAAUAGGUAUUUGGAAUCAGUUCGACCACUUAUGAACGAUGAGGAAUUUAAAAGGAUGGAAGGCCUUGGCAAAGAUUUUGCACUUAAUCUAGGACCAAAGCUACAAUGGUACUUGAAACUGAAAUCCUGGUGGGCUACAAACUAUGUUAGUGAUUGGUGGGAAGAAUACAUUUACCUCCGAGGCCGUGGACCAAUUAUGGUGAACAGUAAUUAUUUUGCAAUGGAUUUCCUCUAUUUUACUCCUACCAGUGUACAGGCAGCUAGAGCUGGCAAUGCUAUCCAUUCCAUACUGCUAUACAGAAGAAAACUGGACAGACAACAAAUCCAGCCAAUUCUUCUGAUGGGAUCCACUGUUCCACUCUGCUCAGCACAAUGGGAGAGGAUGUUUAAUACAUCCCGUAUUCCUGGAGAGGAAACAGACACUAUCCAGCAUAUAAAAGACAGCAAGCACAUUGUUGUGUACCAUAAGGGAUGCUAUUACAAAGUAUGGCUGUACUAUGAUGGCAGACUGCUGAAACCCCGGGAGAUUGAACAGCAGAUACAGCGGAUUCUAGAUGACAAAUCAGAGCCCCAGCCAGGGGAAGAGAAGUUAGCUGCUCUUACGGCAGGAGACAGAGUACCUUGGGCUAAGGCUCGCCAGACAUAUUUUGCCCGUGGAAAGAACAAGCAGUCUUUGGAUGCUGUUGAAAAGGCAGCUUUCUUUGUGACUUUGGAUGACACUGCUCAGGGUUACAGGGAAGAGGAUCCAGUGACAUCAAUGGACACUUAUGCAAAGGCACUUCUACAUGGCAAAUGCUAUGACAGGUGGUUUGACAAGUCAUUCACUCUUGUAGUGUUCAAGAAUGCUAAACUGGGCCUGAAUACGGAACAUUCUUGGGCAGAUGCUCCUAUUGUUGGCCAUCUUUGGGAGAAUGUGAUGUUCUCUGACUGUCUUGAGCUGGGCUACACUGAAGAUGGCCAUUGCAAAGGAGAAGCUAUUUCAGGCAUUCCUAUGCCUACCAGACUGCAGUGGGAAAUCUCUGAAGAAUGCCAAGAAGUGAUUGAGAGGUCCCUGGCCGUGGCCAGGCCUCUAGCAGAGGAUGUGGAUUUUCAUUCUUUUCCUUUUGACACAUUUGGGAAAGGAUUGAUGAAGAAAACAAAGACUAGCCCUGAUGCAUUUGUGCAACUUGCCCUGCAGCUUGCUCAUUAUCGGGACAUGGGGAAAUUCUGCUUAACAUAUGAAGCAUCGAUGACCCGCCUAUUCAGAGAAGGCAGAACAGAAACAGUUCGUUCAUGUACUGUCCAGUCAUGCAAAUUUGUGCGAGCUAUGGAUGAUCCAACUGAAAGUAUUGAAAAGAAGCGUGCUCUAUUCAAGGCUGCUGCUGAUAAUCAUCAGCACUUAUAUCGUCUUGCCAUGACUGGUUCCGGCAUUGAUCGCCACCUUUUCUGCCUUUAUGUGGUGUCCAAAUACCUUGCUGUUGAAUCUCCUUUCCUUAAGGAGGUUUUGGCAGAACCCUGGAGACUUUCAACCAGUCAGACACCCCAACAGCAUAUUGAUCUGAAUAAGAACCCUGAAAUGGAAUCCAGUGGUGGAGGGUUUGGACCUGUUGCUGAUGAUGGUUAUGGUGUCUCAUAUAUAAUUGUGGGUGAUAAUCUUAUCAAUUUCCAUGUAUCCAGCAAAUUUUCUUGCCCUGAAACAAAUUCCCAUCGUUUCGGAAAGAACAUCAAACAAGCAUUGUGUGACAUCCGUAAUUUGUUCAGUCUUGGCAAAAAUUCAACCAAGUGAUUCCCUAACAGCAAGUCAACUAAACACCCUGUGUUGGGAGUGAGAACUCUUCUGAUCAGUAGCUGAAAACAAGGCAGCUAUGCAGCAAUCCAUUCAGAGUUAUAUAAAUAAGUAUUAUUGGGAGAAGUUCCAACAUCCAUUACUACAGUUGAUCAGAAGAGUUUUCUUCUCCCCAAGAUAUGACUUUUGGUAUUCUCUGUAUUAUUAGAAGAGCUGCAAACCGGCCACAAGUUAAGAUGUCUAGACCUGUCCUAAUCUGGUGUAUAUUUGAUCAUUUCUUACUUUAAAAUCUCUCUACCUGUAUUCUAUAAAUGAAGGGAUGAAAAUAGUGCAUUCCAAUCUCAUGUCAACAAAAAACCUGACUUGAAAAGUACCUGUAGCAAACAAUCAAUUAAUGUAUCUGCUGGGUUUGUUUGUUUUUUAAUCAGUAAGUGACAACUUCGGGCAUUCAUUUUAAAUACAGGCAUUUCAUUAAACUGAACAUAAAAUAAUAUUCUGGCAAACCUAAUGUAAUGUGCUAAGUGAAAAAAAUGUUUUGUUGCUUGGAACUAAGCUUAUAUUGCCAUAGGUCACUGAUGAAAUAUUUGCUCGACCCGCAAUUGCGACAGUUGAACACUUUUUAAAAAUAUACGUGCCCUAGUAUUUUUCUGCGUUCUCAUUUACGUUGUGAAUGGGCCUGCUUUAUAUGUAUUUCAGUACAUCAAAAACAGAGGUUCUAAAUGCAGGACAUUAUUACACUGUGGGAUGUUUUUUAUUAACUUGUAAAUUGUCUGCUAGAUAUGGAAAGCAAAGCUGCUGAACUUGGAAAUAGAGUUGCUGAAUUCACAAUAACUUAUCUAGGUAUAUUUGGGUAAAAGUCAGCACAUUUCUGUAUGGUGUUGCAUAUGAAUGGCCCAACAUGAAAUUUCCUUUGGUUUUAACCUAAUGAAAGCCCUUUCCUUUGAGACAGGAGUAAUUUCUAUGCCAGUUCUUAAAAAAAAAAAAGUUUCAAUAUAAUUUUUUUUUUGUUUCAAAUGGGAGAUCACUUCAAUAUCGGUGAAAGCUGCCACAUUUCAUAACAUUUCCCUAUAUUUCAGGAAAGUUAGCCAUCAGACGCAAGAUUUGUGGGACAAUUCACAGUGCAAGCUAGAGUCAGCCUAGGUGGCACAUUGUCGUUUGCCUUAAGCAACUCCUGUCUUAUGUGCAAUCAUGAAAAAUGGAGAAACCUUCAAUAUACUUAGGUCAUGGUUAAAAUAUGUGGUCCCAAACUCAAAAGACUUAAAAAUAGGAGGAAUGGCAAAUCAUGAAUAACAUUACUAUAUAAUUUGUAAUGAGAAUUACAAGGAAAAUGGUAUGGGGGCUCAUGGCUGGCACAAAGUACACUAAAAAGCCUAAAAAUAUUAACAUUACAAAAAUAUAACAGCAAGUCCUCUUGUCAAUCUUUAAAUAAAACUAAGGAUUUAGAGCAGCAAUUACAUCUGCUUAUAUGAAUUAGGCUAUAAAAGAGAUCAUGCAACAUGUUCAGAGAUUUUAAUAUUCAAUCCUGAUGUUCCAGAACUUAACAUUUAAAACAAAUUGAGGGUGUGAGAAGGAGGUCUCUUCUGUCCUGAGAUGAAGAAUAUUAAUAAUAUUCUUGGUUGUUCAACAUGUCGGCUUGGGUAUAAAAUGAAGGUCAGAUGGCAAUGCUCUGUAAAUAAAUAUUAGAGUACAGAGUCCCCCACAGGAAUGGGUGGAACAUGUUACGUUUGAUUAACUACAGUAAAUAAAUAAAAUUUGGGGUGGGUGGUAAUGAAUCCUAAAAUGCAGCAUGGUGUCUAAUCAAUGUACAGCAGCAAGUUAAAAGUCAGUGUUUUGGAGCUUUGUGCAUAUGCUUUAUAAUGUCCACUGACUAAUAUAUUAAUUUUAAGGUAAAUAAUCUUUUUUAUUAAGAGCUUACUUAGGUUUGACUCAGGUUUUCGAUAUUUCCAAUGUAAUCAUAGUUAAUGCAUUAUCAAUGCAAUUUUUGCAUUCUUUAAGGGAAUGUAAUUGGCGGAGGACAACCUGUUUUUUAUUGCAAAUGUUUGGAGGGUUAAGUUACGCAUUUUUUGACACCAAACAAUUUCUAAAAAGACUUGGUUUGUAUCCUCUCAGAAUGUCAACUGCAUGUAAAUAAUGUUCCAUUGGUUGUAAAUCUUUAAACGCACAGUAAGCAUAGGUUAUCCUUAAUAAAGAAAUUAAUAUUCUGA
Messenger RNA from Lacerta agilis (Sand lizard), 4624 nucleotides. It is a transcript of the gene CPT1A, whose product is annotated as carnitine palmitoyltransferase 1A. Gene Ontology annotation, biological process: fatty acid metabolic process; carnitine metabolic process. The record is from RefSeq and is a predicted model, not a curated record. Gene Ontology annotation, cellular component: mitochondrion. Gene Ontology annotation, molecular function: carnitine O-palmitoyltransferase activity. Lineage: Eukaryota; Metazoa; Chordata; Lepidosauria; Squamata; Lacertidae. The transcript is spliced from 19 exons. The coding region runs from base 108 to 2420 and encodes 770 amino acids.